AUGAUGUCUUUUUCUCCCUCGCCCAUUUUCUCCGGUUCGUGGGACCAUCGCCCUGCUGUCUCAUCGCCGCUCUCUUCUUCACCUGUGCGCGCAUCAUCGCCACUCUCACCAAUUGACAGAAACGUGUGUCCGCAGCGCCAAAUUCAAUCUUCUCCCAUCAAGCCCCCAAAGUUCAAAUUCUCUUCGCGUCCCACUCGGCCAAACCCAGUGAACAAGAAGCGGGACGAGCUACACGAAGGAAGACGGAAGGUCUUCCUCCAGAAUGUGCGACAGAGCCGUGAAGACAAGGCCUGGCAACGUAGAGACAUAGAGGGACAGUUUCUAAAGACAAAUUAUCUUGCCGACCGAGGACAGCUGUCUCAUGACGCUCCUGACAUUACCGAGGCGGAUAUCGAGGACGCCAUGACUUUCUACCAAGAGCAACCUCCCAUUCCGGAACAAGACGAGGAUGAAAUCAUGAUGGAUGAGGAAGAGCAGCUCGAAGCGAUGUUUGCAUCCUAUGAGGAACAGCAACAGCGGAUGGCUUCUUCACAACGUCCACCCUCGCCUCCGCUAUCAGACGAAGACUAUGAUGAUGUCUUUGCCGAGCUCAUAGCGCAAGAACAAUUCAAACAAAAUGAGCCGCUCCGACUCCAAAACCAGAUCGAUACUUCUGGAGACAUUGAGAUGCAAUAA
Messenger RNA from Fusarium tjaetaba, 675 nucleotides. RefSeq lists its product as uncharacterized. Lineage: Eukaryota; Fungi; Ascomycota; Sordariomycetes; Hypocreales; Nectriaceae. The transcript is spliced from 2 exons. Bases 1 to 675 code for a protein of 224 amino acids. The record is from RefSeq and is a predicted model, not a curated record.